CAGCUGGGUCAGGUGUCUGGAAAAAGAUGGGCAGGAUUCCCAGGGGUUCAAAGCACUCUCUGCCUGACCAGGCUCUGGGGCUGAAGGCGUACCCUGGGGCACUGGCACUGAGAUCCUCCCUUCUUGCCCAGAGCUGGUGCUGAGAUGGUCUCAAAGCCUGGGGUUCUCUCUUCUCUCCUCUCCCUCUGCCUGCAGGCCCAGCAGCCUGGCCCCCCAGCAAUGGAAGCAGGCAGUGCCAGGCUGGCGCCACCCUGGAGGACGAGAUCUGAGUUGGACGAUGACUAUUAUCCCCAAGGCGGUUGGGACACGGCCUUCCUGGUCACACUGCUGCUGGUGGGGCUGCCAGCCAACGGGCUCAUGGCAUGGCUGGCAGGCUCCCAGGCCAGGCACAGGGUUGGCAAGCGUCUGGCCCUCUUCCUGCUCAGCCUGGCCAUCUCGGACUUCCUCUUCCUAGUGGCCACUGCCUUCCAGAUCAUGGAGAUUCGAUUGCAGGGACACUGGCCCCUUGGAACAGCUGCCUGCCGUUGCUAUUACUUCCUCUGGGGGAUCUCCUACUCCUCAGGCCUCUUCCUGCUGGCGGUCCUCAGCCUCGACCGCUGCCUGAUGGCCUUGUUCCCUCGGUGGUAUCCCCGCCAUCGCCCAUCCCGCUUGCCGCUCUGGCUGUGUUCUGGGGCCUGGGUGCUGGCCACCCUGUUCAGUGUGCCCUGGCUCAUCUUUCCCGAGGCCAACGUGUGGUGGUAUGACCUCGUCAUCUGCCUGGACUUCUGGGACACCGAGGAGCUGCCCCUGCGGUUCCUGGAGAUCCUUGGCGGGCUGCUGCCCUUCCUCCUCCUUCUGGGCUCUCAUGUGCUCACCCAGAUCCAAGCUUGCCGACUCCGCCGGCAGCAGCCACAGGCUGGUGGAGCUGGGUCCUGCCCAGCCGGCUUCUCCCGCGUGGCCGCCACCAUCCUGUCAGCCUACAUAGUCCUCCGGCUGCCCUACCAGCUGGCCCAGCUGCUCUACCUGGCUUACCUGUGGGACUUCUACCCUGGCUACUUCCUCUGGGAGGCACUGAUCUACUCCGACUACCUGCUCGCGCUCAGUAGCUGCCUGAGCCCCUUCCUCUGUGUCUUGGCCAGUGCUAACCUCCGCGCCCUUCUUCAUUCCAUGCUCUCCUCCUUUGCUGCUGCUCUGGCUGAGGAGAGGUUCAGGGGCACCAUGCCUGCAGCCUCGCUGCCAGCUCAGCCCGAGCCUGCAGUUCCACUCCAGCCCCAGGUGAACCCCACAGCCCAGGUCCAGGUGAACCCUAGCGCCCAACCCCAGCCAAACCUGACCAAUCAACCUCAGGCCCAGCCCACAGCUCAGUCCUCUGACUCAGGCCUCAGUCCCCCUCCUUCAACCCCUCACCCCUGUGAAGGGCCCCCAUGUGCUCUACCCACAGAGCAGCCCACACCAGCUCCCCCUGAGGAGCCCGCCAUGCCCCCUGCCCCUGAGGGGGACAGCUCUGGGGAUGCUCCUCCAGAGACAUCCCCUACCCACGGCCCUGCUUGAGAGAAGGAACACGGGCUGAGAUGAUGUAACAGACAAGGGUGCCCCACCACAGAUAGCCUAGAGAACCACCCACUCGUGGCCAAUGGGCUGAGAGCCAGAAGAGAGAAAGGAGUCAGGACCCUAGGCUGGCACCCUGGCCCUGGUUCUCCCCUGGCCCCCACCUGAGGAAGCAGUUGCUUCCUCAAAUAGUGCAUUCUCAUCCACCUCAAAAUGCCAAGAAGAGAGCGGAAAUCCCAGAACUGUGGAGGGCCCCUAGCCUCCUCUCCAGCCUCCCCCAAAGUGGCCCCCACUGGAAGACUUUCAUGAGGCCCUCUGAAGGAAAGGAGAAGCCCAGCCCACGGUCCUUUACAGGUGGAAGCACAUCUGCUCUGAAUCCCGCCAAAGGAAGUGGCAGGAGGGCUCUUGGCUUCCCUGGGGAUUCUCCAGAGGGUUCCUUUCCAUUUUGCUAAAUCUUCCGUGCUGGUCAAGUGUGGUUCGACUUACCCGAUUUGUACUGAUUUGUGCCCCACUUCUCAGGAAGCCCCCUGUUGGGCAAAGCAGCCCUGUGGGUGCCUCAGGCUACGAGGUCCCUGUCUCUGCUGGGCUGCCCACCUUUGCCUCCAGCCUUUCCACCUUUGGUUGUAGAAUCUCAGCAAUGGAAGGACCCUUUCCAGGGCAUCUAGUCCAAGUACGGCUUAACCAGGAGUGUCUCUGACGUUCCUACCAACCUCUGCUCACAGAUCUCCAAGGAGUGGGACCUUCCAUGUCCCAGGAUAGCUCUGCCCACUCUCUGUUAGGAAUGACCUUCUCCUCUCUUCCAUCUUCUGCCCCAAACCACUCCGGGUCCUGCUCUCAAGAACCAAGGUAACCAGAAGAGGCCUCCUCCUUCUUCCACAUGACAAUGAGCAUGCUCCAAGUCUUAUGCUCCACACUGCCAUGAAGCAAGUCUCAUAGGGAAUGAUCUCAAGGUCUGUCAAUGCAAUCGGACAAACAUUUAUUAAGUGCUUACUGUAUAUAAGCCUUUUAACCAACUUGGAUGCUCACUUGGCCAGCAAUGGCUUUGCUAAAAUGGCGCCCAACGUGGAAUGCGGCUCUGUGAAUGUGGGUGGCAUCUGCUUUCUUGGCUGCUCUGCCAUGCUGUGGCCUCAACGUGAUCUUGUGGUCCACUCAAGCCUCCAGAUCUUUUUUUUUCCAGACAAGCUGCUUUCUAAACACACUUCUCCCAUCUUGCUCUUGUGAA
This is a messenger RNA of Phascolarctos cinereus (koala), 2749 nucleotides long. RefSeq names its product G protein-coupled receptor 152 (gene GPR152). The record is from RefSeq and is a predicted model, not a curated record. Gene Ontology annotation, molecular function: G protein-coupled receptor activity. Gene Ontology annotation, biological process: G protein-coupled receptor signaling pathway. NCBI's taxonomy places the organism in Eukaryota, Metazoa, Chordata, Mammalia, Diprotodontia, Phascolarctidae. Gene Ontology annotation, cellular component: plasma membrane.